AUGCCUCGCGCCGUCCGUGGUUUGCUCAUCGAGUGCGAUCCCUCGAUCAAAGCGAUGAUCCUCAAGUACGACGAGGAGCGACAUGACUACAUCGUGGAGGAUCUGGAUGACGAGAAUCACUUGGUCAUCAAGGAGAGCCAGCUUGAGAACUUGAAGGCCCGUCUCGAUCACGACCUUGAUGAGAAGAUCAUGCAGCUGGAUGAGUCCGAAUCGGAAUAA
This is a messenger RNA of Penicillium cataractarum, 219 nucleotides long. RefSeq names its product TFIIH complex subunit TFB5 (gene tfb5). Lineage: Eukaryota; Fungi; Ascomycota; Eurotiomycetes; Eurotiales; Aspergillaceae. The coding region runs from base 1 to 219 and encodes 72 amino acids. The transcript is spliced from 3 exons. The record is from RefSeq and is a predicted model, not a curated record. Gene Ontology annotation, biological process: nucleotide-excision repair; transcription initiation at RNA polymerase II promoter; nucleotide-excision repair, preincision complex assembly. Gene Ontology annotation, cellular component: transcription factor TFIIH core complex; transcription factor TFIIH holo complex.